GUAAACCUUAUACUUUAUACUUUUACAGAAUUAAACAACAAUUAAAAUGCGAGCCUGAUUUUAAUUAUUGGUUAUAAUUUAGAAUGUGGACCGCAGUGUUUAUAACGAUACUUGGUUGGUCUACGGUGCAUGCUGAUAUAGACAGACGACGCAACUCGAACCCUACAUACUAUAAUGUCGGUGGUGUACUAUCCAGUAAUGAGUCCAUUGCUUUCUUCAAAGACACAAUCUCUAAUCUCAACUUUAAAGACAAAUAUGUCCCCCGCGGGGUGACCUACCAUGAUUACUCGAUUUUGAUGGAUCCCAAUCCCAUAAUGACCGCACUUAAUGUUUGUAAAGAUCUGAUAGCACACAGAGUUUACGCAGUGGUUGUAUCUCAUCCCAUAACAGGAGACCUGUCACCUGCUGCCGUAUCAUAUACGAGUGGAUUCUACCAUAUACCAGUUAUAGGAAUAUCUUCACGCGACUCUGCCUUUUCCGAUAAAAACAUACACGUUUCGUUUUUACGCACUGUUCCGCCAUAUUCGCAUCAGGCUGAUGUAUGGGUGGAUGUCCUUAAACAUUUCAAUUAUAUGAAGGUCAUUGUCAUACACAGCUCGGAUACUGAUGGUAGAGCAAUCUUGGGAAGAUUCCAAACUACUUCGCAAAGUGUUGAUGAAGAUGUCGAUCGGAAAGUUGUGGUUGAACAGGUCAUUGAAUUUGAGCCAGGUCUGGAUUCAUUUAAUGAAAAACUCAUAGAUGUGAGAAGUGCACAAGCAAGGGUUUUUCUUAUGUAUGCGAGUAAGACGGACGCCGAGAUAAUAUUUCGUGACGCAACAUACAUGAAUAUGACGACAACUGGGUAUGUCUGGAUGGUGACUGAGCAAGCAUUGGAUGCCGCUAAUGCUCCUGAAGGUCUACUGGGACUGAGGCUCGUUAAUGCCACGAAUGAGCAUGCCCACAUACAGGAUUCUAUCUACGUCCUCGCAUCAGCAAUAAGGGAAAUGAACAAAACUGAAGAAAUUAAUGCUCCUCCUUCCGACUGUGAUAACUCGGGAUCCAUUUGGCUGACUGGUCAGGUCCUUUUUGAUUACAUUAGAAAACAGAGGCUGGAGAAUGGAGCCACUGGACAUGUUGCGUUUGACGACCAUGGAGAUAGAGUUCACGCAGAGUAUGAUAUGGUCAAUGUUAGAGCACAAGGGGAACACGUGGCUGUUGGCAAAUACUUUUAUUCUAAGGAAACACAAAAAAUGCGUCUUGAACUUAAAGAACACGAAAUUAUAUGGAUGGGACGCAGUUCGUCAAAACCAGAAGGAUUCAUGAUACCAACACACCUAAAGGUGUUAACAAUCGAAGAGAAACCCUUUGUGUAUGCCCGUCGCGUUGAGGAUAUUUUUGAUUGUACCAGUGAGGAGAUACCGUGUCCACAUUUUAAUGCGAGCGAAGAAGCAGAUCAAAUGUACUGUUGCAAGGGCUUUUGUAUGGAUCUCUUGACGUAUUUAUCAAGAGCGAUCAACUUCACAUUCUCGUUGGCUCUCUCACCAGAUGGCCAGUUCGGUUCCUAUGUAUUCAAAAAUAUAUCUCAACCGGGAUCUAAAAAGGAAUGGACUGGAUUAAUUGGAGAGUUAGUAUAUGAACGUGCGGAUAUGAUCGUUGCACCCCUAACAAUUAACCCUGAACGUGCAGAAUUUAUCGAGUUCAGCAAGCCAUUUAAAUAUCAGGGUAUUACUAUUUUGGAGAAGAAGCCAUCAAGAUCAUCUACACUUGUAUCAUUCUUACAACCUUUCUCCAACACUCUAUGGAUACUUGUUAUGGUGUCUGUACAUGUCGUGGCACUCGUACUUUAUUUGCUGGAUAGAUUUUCACCAUUUGGCAGAUUUAAGUUAGCAAAUAUUGAUGGGACGGAAGAAGAUGCAUUAAACUUGUCGAGUGCAAUUUGGUUCGCAUGGGGAGUGUUACUUAACAGUGGUAUUGGAGAAGGAACACCACGAAGUUUUUCCGCGCGAGUGCUAGGCAUGGUAUGGGCAGGCUUCGCAAUGAUCAUCGUUGCCUCCUACACAGCUAAUUUAGCUGCAUUCCUCGUAUUAGAAAGACCAAAAACCAAAUUAAGCGGUAUUAAUGAUGCCAGGCUUCGAAAUACAAUGGAGAAUCUCACGUGUGCCACAGUGAAAGGAUCAGCUGUGGACAUGUACUUUAGACGGCAAGUCGAACUAUCUAACAUGUACCGAACCAUGGAGGCUAACAAUUACGAUAAUGCUGAACAGGCUAUACAAGAUGUUAAAGACGGGAAGCUAAUGGCAUUCAUUUGGGAUUCAUCUCGUUUGGAAUUCGAAGCAGCUCAAGAUUGUGAGUUGGUGACUGCAGGUGAACUCUUCGGGAGGUCUGGUUAUGGAGUUGGCUUACAGAAAGGAUCACCAUGGGCUGAUUUAGUAACAUUGGCUAUACUUGACUUUCAUGAAAGUGGAAUCAUGGAAUCGUUCGACAAUAAAUGGAUACUCCGAAAUAACAUGCUCAAUUGUGAGGAGAACGAAAAGACCCCAAAUACGUUAGGCUUGAAAAAUAUGGCAGGGGUAUUCAUUCUAGUUUUAGCUGGCAUUAUAGGAGGCAUAGUUCUUAUUGUUAUUGAAGUCGUAUACAAAAAACACCAAAUAAAAAAGCAGAAGAGGAUGGAGAUCGCUCGUCACGCUGCUGAUAGAUGGCGUGGAGCAGUCGAGCGGCGAGCGAAGUCGAAUGGCGUAAAGGAAGCGGGGAGUAUCAGCCUGGCAGUUGACCGCGGAGCGAGGCGCAGGGAUGAGCUGCCUCGCAUACCGCGUUACAGUCCAGCGUACACGCCAGACGUUUCACAUCUUGUCAUUUAAGAUGCUGCAGAGGCAAUAAAUGAUCUAAAUAUAUUUCAAGAAUAGUAGAUAGGUAGUACGUACGUUCUCUGUGUCAUACACUAUAGAAUAUGAUCAAAAAUAAAAAUUGUGUUAAAUAAUUAAAAGAGAAUGUCAUUAUUGCCACUGAUUGGCCUACUUAACUUACUUAAAUUUUAAAAUACAUACUUUUGACUGAAACUGAAACUUUUGACAUUUGAACAUUUAAUGUGGG
Zerene cesonia (dogface butterfly) is the source of this 3069-nucleotide messenger RNA. It is a transcript of the gene Nmdar1, whose product is annotated as glutamate [NMDA] receptor subunit 1. The record is from RefSeq and is a predicted model, not a curated record. Bases 84 to 2837 code for a protein of 917 amino acids. The transcript has 17 exons. NCBI's taxonomy places the organism in Eukaryota, Metazoa, Arthropoda, Insecta, Lepidoptera, Pieridae. Gene Ontology annotation, molecular function: NMDA glutamate receptor activity. Gene Ontology annotation, cellular component: neuron projection; synapse; NMDA selective glutamate receptor complex. Gene Ontology annotation, biological process: ionotropic glutamate receptor signaling pathway; regulation of membrane potential; chemical synaptic transmission.